Poecile atricapillus (Black-capped chickadee) is the source of this 3611-nucleotide messenger RNA. RefSeq names its product probable glutamate receptor. The record is from RefSeq and is a predicted model, not a curated record. The transcript is spliced from 11 exons. Gene Ontology annotation, cellular component: AMPA glutamate receptor complex; postsynaptic membrane; dendritic spine. Gene Ontology annotation, biological process: modulation of chemical synaptic transmission; synaptic transmission, glutamatergic; monoatomic ion transport. NCBI's taxonomy places the organism in Eukaryota, Metazoa, Chordata, Aves, Passeriformes, Paridae. The coding region runs from base 851 to 2314 and encodes 487 amino acids. Gene Ontology annotation, molecular function: transmitter-gated monoatomic ion channel activity involved in regulation of postsynaptic membrane potential; AMPA glutamate receptor activity.
UUUUGUGCUGCUCUGGCAACAGCCAAGAGCAGCAGCUACUUUGUCUAAAAACUAGUUGUAUAAUAAAGUCAGUGUUGGCUGAUGUACAGCUGAGAUCUCAGCCCUCUCAUCUGGUCCUUUCACAAAGAUCAACAUAUUCCAUUUGGCAGCAUUUCUUAACAGUAGCAACAACAAAAUCAGAAUUGAAAUUUAAAAGAACCUUCUGUGGAGGUUUUAAUUAUUCCUCUCAUUAGUUGAAAAGUAUGGGGAAAAUGAGUGAGGGAAAGCACUGAGCUGUAAUGCUAAGAGUUGUCAUAGGAUGCAGGAUUGGGGGCAUUUCCUAAAAACUGAUGAGGUAAGAUCACUAAAUCCAGUGUUUUCUGAACAUCAGUCAGCAGCAAGUUAUGUCACAUGCAGUAUGCUUUUGCCUACACACUCAUAAAUGGUAAGUUUUCUUGGGCAUUUUAAAUUUAUUUUUUAUCAUUUCUGGUGUAAUGGUGUCCUGUAUCUUGUUGGACAACAAACACUGUUAAAAAUAUUGCUGCUUCCUCUCCUGCCCUUUCGCUGGGGGGGAACCGACAGGGAGAGAACCACCAGUGGGUAAUCCCCUUUUUUUUGGUUUGUCACAUCCUUUUUGCUGCAGUGGGGACUUCACUAGAGCCUUUCUUUAGUAUUUGCUCUGGCUGAGCCCAGUAAUGACUGUUUUCAGCUGGAGGCUUGGUUUGGAAUUGUGGUUCUACAGGAAAAGGAGCAUAAAAUCCAGGACAAACUGAUCUCACCCAGUGAUGAGGAACUGUAGAACCAGCUUUAACUGCUUGCCUUUCACCUCCAGCAGGAAGGUUCCUUUAGAACAGCAAGAAUUUCUGAUCCAAUGGAUAAAGGUCUUCACUUCACAAUCUGUGUGGUUACAACCAUGCUGCUCCUGAGGGAAUCAAGCCAGGCAGGAGCUGGGAGGAAUGACGAUGCUGUGAGUAAGGGCACAGAGUCCCGGGGAGCAGGUGAGGGUCUUCCAACCCUGACUGUCACAACGAUCCUGGAGGAUCCGUAUGUGAUGGUGCGGGGUGCGGAGCUGGAGGGAUACUGCAUGGACCUGCUGAGAGCCCUGGCAGGGAUGUUGCGCUUCCAGUACCGUGUCAAGGUGGUGGGGGAUGGCCAGUAUGGAGCCGUGGCUGCCAGCGGCAACUGGACCGGCAUGAUCGGGGAGAUCCUCAGAAGGGAAGCUGACAUUGCAGUGGCUCCACUGACUGUCACCUCAGCCAGGGAAGAGGUGGUGUCCUUCACCACGCCCUUCCUGCAGACUGGGAUUGGGAUCUUGCUCCGCAAGGACACAGCCUCCCAGGACAUGUCUUUCUUCCACUUCCUGUCUCCUUUCAGCAAGGAGACCUGGACAGCCCUUUUAUUUGCUUACCUGCUCACGUGCUUCUGCCUCUUUCUUGUCGCCAGACUGAGCCCCUGUGAAUGGAAUGAGCCAAAGAAUGAAGAGAACCACUUCACCUUUCUGAACAGCCUCUGGUUUGGAGCAGGAGCACUGGCCCUGCAAGGUGCCAGCCCCCGGCCCCAGGCACUCUCAGUGAGGGUCAUUGCCGUGGUCUGGUGGCUCUUCACCCUGGCCCUGCUGGCUGCCUACAUCGCCAACUUCACGGCCCUGCUGAGCUCUGGCAGUGAGCAGCUCCCCAUCCAGACCUUUGAGGACCUGGUCAAGCAAAGGAAUCUGGAGUUUGGGACGCUGGAGGGCUCCUCGACUUUCUACUACUUCAAGAACUCCAAGAACCCCAUCCACCAGAUGAUCUAUGAGUACAUGGAGAAGAGGCGGGAGCACGUCCUGGUCAAGACCUACCAGGAGGCUGUGCAGCGUGUGAUGGAUUCCAACUAUGCCUUCAUUGGCGAGUCCAUCUCGCAGGACCUGGCGGCCGCCCGGCACUGUAACCUCAUCAGAGCCCCUGAGGUCAUUGGGGCCCGUGGCUUCGGCAUUGCCACCACCCAGGCAUCCCCCUGGACCAAGCCUCUGUCCAUUGCCGUGCUCAAGCUGCGUGAAUCAGGUGACCUGGACUACCUGCGGAACAAGUGGUGGGAGAGCAGCUGCCUGCGCCAGAGCCGGGACCGCUGGGGGCCCCUGGAGCCACCGGCACUGGGGGGGCUCUUCCUCACCCUGGGCAUUGGCCUCGCUGUCGGUAUCCUUGCUGCCCUAGCUGAGCUCUCCAGCAGCAGCCGCCGCACAGCCGCACACACCAAGAAAUCUUGUUGCUCUGUUUUCACAGAAGAAAUCUGCACUCGUCUACGCAUAAAAGGAACCUCCAGACAAAGCCAGGAGACAUCAGGGAAGGCAAAUGCUUAAGGAUGUUUUGCUGCAGCAAUGGGCCUGUGUUAGGGUUGUACCACAUCCUAGGAGCUGUAUCUCAGUGUAGGAAGGUGUUUUUCUGCUAGUCUAGAGUGUUAGUUUGCUAAUUACAUACACACAGAGCACUUCUGGAGUGGUGGUGGAGCUGCAGACACAAGGAAAUUAAGUGGCUUGGAAGAAUUUAGAUUGAUGAGAGGUAAAGUGGAACUGUGACAAAUUGAUAAACUGGGGCUGAGCUGGCCAGGAUGGCAGAUCCAUGUUUACGUUUGAAGUUCACCCUGUAAGUCCAUGAGAGCCUGUAGGAGGAAGUGACUGGGGACAGGUUAAUAUAAAGCCUCUGCUACUAAUUCCUGUGUGAGGAACAGUCAUGAUGCAUGAGCAUCCAUCUGUUGUAAUCAGGAACAGCAACUUAAGCACUGCACUAUAAAUAGCCUCACCCUGCCCUGCCUGAGCAGGAGGUGCUGGUCCCUGGGAAGGUAAUUCCUGAAUCAGAACUUACUGUGCUGCCGUGUAACCCCAAACAGGCCUUCCCUGCACCCCAAACCCCAGAAAGGGAGCCCCUGGCACCAAGGAACCACUGGAGCUAAGAAAUGACAGGCAGGGCUUGUCCUUUGUCCUUUUCCAUCACAGGUUAAGGGCCACUGUUGGGUGACACUAUGUUUUGUUCUCAUUGUCCAAGAAUUGAGGAGUGACAGUGGAAAUCCAUGAGUACCAGAGCAGGGAAGGUGUGGGGAUGAGUCAAACACAGCACAGCCCCAGAGCCCCUGCAAGGAGAUAUGUAGGGUGUUUUGCAUCACUCUCCUGCUCUCAAAGAAUUCUGAGGUUCAGGGGAACAGGUUUCUCAGCUGCAUGUUAAACACUUUCCUCAUUAAACUGUUUUUCAGCACUGGGAUGCCUGAGGCAUGUAAGUGUUAGGGCAAAUUGGUGGUGAAAUCACUCAAUUUAUGAACUGCACAGCUGAAGGAGGGAAAAAGCAAAUUGGGUUCCUUGGGAAUGGCUCUAAUUGCACUGCAGGAACAGACACUGAUCCUUGUCAGUCCCAGCAGGAGAACUGAAGGCAGUAGAAAGCAAGGGGGCUGGGUGAUCCUGACUCCAUCACUGCAUAUUCUCUGUGAGGGGAACUUAGUGAGACUCAGCUUCCAGCUGCUGUGAAGGAAUUCAGUGUAGCUGCAGGACUCCCUCCCCUGUCCCUCCUGCUAAUAGGAAUAAACAAGUGUUGGGAAACUAGGGCUGAUCCUUAACUCAGAUCAACAGCCCUUACUCAGUCACAGCCUGAGCAACGUUUGUGGGGUGA